AUGGCUCCCCCAAAAGGCGGCUCCGAACUUGGCGCGAAGUUGGGGGCUCCCGGGUUCCGGACCCAGGGCGCUGCCACGGGGCCCUGCGUCCGCGCGGGGAGGGCCGGGCGCGCGGGGCGGGCGGCGGGGGCGGCGGGGGCGGCCCGCACUGCUGGGAGCCGAGCCCUGCGAGCCCUGCGAGCCCUGCGAGCCCUGCGCGCGAGCCCAACCUCUCGCCAGCCGCGCGGGGCUCCCAGAAGGAAGUCGGGACGCGAGCCGGAGUCGUUGACGUCGGCGCUCUGCAAGCCCGUGACCUCGGGGAGGAGGAGGCGAGGGCCCGCGGGGUGGGGGUGGGGGCGGGGGCGGUGGACGGGGCUCCCCGAACCUGCCUCCGAGCGGGGCAGCUCUCCGAGGUCAGCCUUGGACGCCUUUGACCCGUGUCACUGCGGAGGGGACAGCCGCCACCGCGGCUCAGCCCGGGAACCCUGCGGGCCAGGCUACGUGGAGCCAGUGCAGGAUCUUCAAGCAUCAAUUACUCGGACUCCAAAGCACGUGAACCGCAGGUUUCCGGGAUGGUGUGUCUGCAGAGCUGUGUUCAGAGAAGCUGGUGAUGGAUGGGUCCAUUUGGACUCCCGGAAAGGGCCAGACGUUAAUACCUACUGGGUGGCUGCUAUGUGCAAAAUACCAUGUUCGGCCCGUUGGUCACAAUGAGGAGCAGAAUGGCACACCACCCCUGGCCAGCUCAGAAAUUGUGGUAACAGGAAAGAGUAUGUAUUUUUCACUGCAACUUAACUAACUGGGAUUCUGAUGUAUG
This is a messenger RNA of Canis lupus familiaris (dog), 793 nucleotides long. RefSeq names its product collagen alpha-2(I) chain-like. Bases 1 to 690 code for a protein of 229 amino acids. NCBI's taxonomy places the organism in Eukaryota, Metazoa, Chordata, Mammalia, Carnivora, Canidae. The transcript has 4 exons. The record is from RefSeq and is a predicted model, not a curated record.